AUGCCAGCUCUCCCAGCGGACGAUGCCCGGCCGCCGCUCCAAGGCCAGGAACAGGAAAAACAACCGGAAGCCCCCGCCACAGGAUGCAGUGUGUAUGUAGGCAACUUGGCUUGGGGCGUACGCUCUGCCGAGUUGCAGGAGCACAUGAGUCAGGCAGGCGAAGUUGUGCGCGCUGACGUCUUUGAGGAUUACCAGGGAAGAAGCAAAGGGUGUGGAAUAGUCGUAUAUAAGAAUGAAGAGGCAGCACAACGGGCCAUCAAGGAACUCACUGACACUGUGCUGCUAGAACGUCCCAUAUUUGUCCGGGAAGACCGAGAGGAAGGAGGCGGCAGCGGCGGGAAGUUCUCGGGGGGGCGAGGACGGGGCCGCGGCCGCGGGGGCUCCUCUGGGGGCCGUGGGGGUUAUCAAGGCAGCCAGGGAGGCGGCUAUCAGGGGAACAACCAACAAGGGGCGUCCGGAAGCAGCUACCAGGGGGGCAGCGGUGGGGGCGGUGGUGGGCGUCAAGUAUUCGUUUCCAACUUGCCUUGGAAGACGUCUUGGCAUGAUCUCAAGGACCUCUUUAGGGAAUGCGGUGAAGUGAUUAGGGCGGAUGUUAUGGAGCUUCCCGGGGGUCGUUCAAGAGGCGUUGGCACGGUUUUGUUCGCUUCCCGGGAAAGUGCACAGAGCGCAAUUGACACUUUUAACAACUACUUGUUGGAUGGGCGGCACAUAUCUGUGCGUUUCGACAGAAGGGAGAUGUAA
This is a messenger RNA of Eimeria acervulina, 741 nucleotides long. Its product is annotated as Gbp1p protein, putative. Gene Ontology annotation, molecular function: mRNA binding. The coding region runs from base 1 to 741 and encodes 246 amino acids. NCBI's taxonomy places the organism in Eukaryota, Apicomplexa, Conoidasida, Eucoccidiorida, Eimeriidae. Gene Ontology annotation, cellular component: cytoplasm; nucleus. The transcript is spliced from 6 exons. The record is from RefSeq and is a predicted model, not a curated record.